Messenger RNA from Aspergillus brunneoviolaceus CBS 621.78, 547 nucleotides. RefSeq lists its product as uncharacterized. The coding region runs from base 69 to 371 and encodes 100 amino acids. The transcript has a single exon. The record is from RefSeq and is a predicted model, not a curated record. Lineage: Eukaryota; Fungi; Ascomycota; Eurotiomycetes; Eurotiales; Aspergillaceae.
CCAUUUCUAUCUGUGAACAGUACGAUACCGCAAUUGUUAGUCGAGGAGAGAUGCAUUGAACCUGUCAUAUGGUCCCUUGGCUAUCCUUGGGGCUCUCUCAUUCUCAUUUCCCGUGUCGUGGCCUGCUAUUUCCAGGCAGAAUGCACGUUGGCUGCAGGACAUUGCCUGCGGUGCUACUUCUAUGGUAUAAGGCAAGCAUUGGGUGUGAACUCGUCCUGCACCACUGUUUCCUUUUCCUUUCUCUUUUUCUUUUAGCACGGGAGCAGAAGUCGGUGGCUGUGACUUGGUGUUUCAUUAUGAGUCACACCGCCAGAUCUCCGGAUCCAUUGCACCAAUAUAUUACGAUUCAGAUUUGUAUCAAACAAAGCUAACAGUGUACUGAUCAUCUACUAUACAUACAUACACAACACGACACAUCAUACACGAGACACAUCCCCAUUGCUCAUCCGAGGAAGGGCAUCCACCAGCGUGGUGAGGAAGAGGGAAAGCAAUCUAGACAGGGUCACUGCAGUACCAGAUGGAGGUAGGGUAGAAAGGUUGGAAGUAG